Molecule: messenger RNA, 659 nt
Organism: Perkinsus marinus ATCC 50983
Lineage: Eukaryota; Perkinsozoa; Perkinsida; Perkinsidae
Exons: 1
Source: RefSeq, a predicted model, not a curated record
CUUUCCCUGCAAGGUGGAUGGUCUCUCACUAUCGUUGAGCGGGAAUCUAGCAGACCCUCAAUCUUUGGAUGAGGGAAUCGCUCUUCGUUCGAAGUCUCGGUCACUCAGUCUCCAACGAAUGGUUGAACUGAUCCGAGGCCGUUGGGAGGCUGCAUUCAGAUGGUCCACAUUGGACGACGAUCGCCCGCAAAUAGUGAGGAGAGUUAAUCCGAGGACACUGAGGUUCAAGAGCCUUGCCACUGAGUCUAGCUACUUGAGGCACUCACAGGGUGAGGCUGUCAAACAAGCCCGAUUAUCCGUCAAAGCCAUGGUCUUGUAUCAGUUUGCUUGGGGCGUGACUGAAGAGUUGAUUCGGCCAGGAGUAUUUUCCGUGCCUCUCGGUGUAGCCUUGCUCGUUGUCAUCGCGUUUUACUGCUCAACAAGUACACGCCUAUUUCGCUAUCAUUCUGAUGCUAUGUUAAGCGCCUUGGCAUUCUUCUCGAUGUUGGCAUUCUAUGUCAGGAGGAUGGCGACCAUGGUAGAUGAUGCUCACAUUGUCGCUUGGCUUCCUUUUUUCAUAAACAUCAUCAUGCGAAUCCCAUUCCCGAAAGCACUCGCCAUAUCUUCCAUCCAUUCUGUUCUCUUCGUCUUUCUAUACCUUGCAUACGACUUGGAGCUAC